AACAAUUUCAUUUGUUUUAAUUGUUGUCAAACGUUGCUCAUUCUAUGUUCUUGCCUCAUCAUGGAUUUACUCGAAUCGCUUUCUCACGAACUUGCCAAAAGAGGUAACCAUCUGCUCUGGAUUGAAACAGUAAUGUUUAGCAUUAUAAAUGUCGCAGCUUUCCUUGGAAAUCUGUCAGUCUGUUACGCGGUCUACCGAAACCAAAGACUCCGCACACUUUCCAAUAUGUUCGUCGUCGCGUUGGCUGUGAGUGAUAUUCUUAUGUCAACCUUUUGUAUGCCGUUUUCUGUUGUUACUUUGAUUCGAGGCCAGUGGAUCUUUGGUGACAGCUUUUGCCGGUUCCAUGGGUUCGGAGUGUUUACAUUUGGACUGGCAUCUUUGCACACCAUGGGAUUAAUUGCUGUAAGUCGAUAUUUCUGCAUCGUAAAACCUGAGAGGUACAUCGUGUUAUUUAAAAAGCAAAGAAUUCUGCUCUACAUCGGUGUUGUCUGGUGUACCGCUUUCAUUGGUUCCGUUCCACCCUUUCUAUUCAGUCAUGGUGGGUUCGAAUUCCAACCAGGCAAGGCCAUGUGUUUGUACACAUUCGACACCAACAUAGCCUACACCGUAUUCAUCGAAUGCGUCUACGUCGCGACACCUUUGACAUUAAUAAUAGUCUGCUAUGCAAAAGUGUUCUACACGGUGUCACGAUCCAAUCAAGUUUUCUCAUUGGAAAAUAACCCCCAGGUGCUAAGAGCUAACGUCGAAGAAGCAAAAGUCACCAAAACUUUAGCAGCAGUGAUGGCUGGUUUUGCUUGUUGUUGGCUUCCAGUGUGCAUCAUCGACUACACUGAUGCAGCCUACGGCGAACCCACUCUGCCCAGACAAGCUUACCUUACAUACGGUUUCUUGGUCUAUCUGAGCAGUACAAUCAACCCGUUCAUUUAUGGAGCCACAAAUAAGUAUUUCAGACGACAAUACAGAGAGAUUUUUAACAACAUGUUUUGCAUGAAAGUAUGUCGCUGCUCCGAAACGUUUGACGCGGACUAUUCCAGCGAUUGUCGAAGACACGGCCCCAGGGUACAGAUCACAAGCUUGGCAUAA
Messenger RNA from Pocillopora meandrina, 1083 nucleotides. The record is from the annotation of a GenBank genome assembly. Lineage: Eukaryota; Metazoa; Cnidaria; Anthozoa; Scleractinia; Pocilloporidae.